Molecule: messenger RNA, 3084 nt
Organism: Thalassophryne amazonica
Lineage: Eukaryota; Metazoa; Chordata; Actinopteri; Batrachoidiformes; Batrachoididae
Gene: impdh1b
Product: IMP (inosine 5'-monophosphate) dehydrogenase 1b
Exons: 16
Coding region: 140-1765 (541 amino acids)
Biological process (GO): GTP biosynthetic process
Cellular component (GO): cytoplasm
Molecular function (GO): IMP dehydrogenase activity
Source: RefSeq, a predicted model, not a curated record
GUCACUGUUCGUACAUAACACGAACACGCACCGUCCCGCACACAGCGACAGCCAAUCACUUCUGACUCACUGCCGAUACCGACUUUUACAUCUUGGAGCCGGGAACUGCCAGUCUUUCCGUCUCGGUUGUUCUCUGAGCAUGGCAGAUUAUUUAAUCAGUGGUGGCACAGGCUAUGUUCCUGAUGAUGGACUGUCGGCUCAACAGCUCUUCUCGAUUGGAGACGGCCUAACGUACAACAGAUCUGAUGAACAUUGUGUUGUCCUCGAUGGUCAAAUGGCAGAAGAGCUAUGCUCUAACGGAGAUGGGUUGACUUACAAUGACUUCCUGAUUUUACCUGGCUUCAUCGACUUUACCUCGGACGAAGUGGACCUGACAUCGGCACUGACCAGAAAAAUCACACUGAAGACACCUCUCAUCUCCUCGCCCAUGGACACCGUCACAGAGUCGGCCAUGGCGAUCGCUAUGGCGCUAAUGGGAGGCAUUGGUAUCAUUCACCACAACUGCACACCAGAAUUCCAAGCCAACGAGGUUCGCAAGGUUAAGAGAUUUGAACAAGGUUUUAUCACAGACCCGCUUGUGAUGAGUCCACAACACACGGUCGGAGAUGUGUUUGAGGCGAAAAUGCGACACGGCUUCUCUGGUAUUCCCGUCACAGAAACAGGCAAGAUGGGCAGCAAGCUGGUGGGCAUUGUCACCUCCAGAGACAUCGACUUCCUGUCUGAGAAAGACCACAAGAAGCCCCUGGAGGAAGCCAUUACCAAGAGGGAGGAGUUAGUCGUCGCCCCGGCUGGCGUUACACUGAAAGAAGCCAAUGAUAUCCUGCAGCGCAGCAAGAAAGGCAAGCUUCCCAUUGUGAAUGAUAACGAUGAGCUGGUGGCCAUUAUUGCCAGGACGGAUCUGAAAAAGAACCGGGACUACCCCUUGGCCUCCAAAGACUCGCGCAAACAGCUGCUGUGUGGCGCUGCCAUCGGCACCAGGGAGGACGACAAAUACAGACUGGACCUGCUGGUGCAGGCCGGCGUGGACGUCAUCGUGCUGGACUCUUCACAAGGCAACUCGGUGUAUCAGAUCAGCAUGAUAAAUUAUAUUAAACAGAAGUAUCCAGACUUGCAAGUGGUGGGAGGAAACGUUGUCACAGCCGCGCAGGCCAAGAAUCUGAUAGAUGCCGGUGUGGAUGCUCUGAGAGUGGGCAUGGGCUGUGGCUCCAUCUGCAUCACACAGGAAGUAAUGGCGUGCGGGCGACCCCAGGGGACCUCUGUGUACAAGGUGGCAGAGUAUGCCAGGCGUUUCGGAGUGCCAGUCAUCGCUGACGGCGGCAUUCAGACUGUGGGUCAUGUGGUGAAGGCUCUGUCACUCGGAGCCUCAACCGUUAUGAUGGGCUCCUUGUUAGCAGCAACCACCGAAGCUCCUGGCGAGUACUACUUCUCAGAUGGUGUUCGGCUGAAAAAGUACCGCGGUAUGGGAUCUUUGGAUGCAAUGGAGAAGGGCCUCAGCAGCCAGAAGCGUUAUUUCAGUGAGGGCGACAAGGUGAAGGUUGCACAGGGUGUUUCAGGCUCAGUCCAAGACAAAGGUUCCAUCCACAAGUUUGUGCCGUAUCUGAUAGCUGGGAUCCAACAUGGCUGCCAGGACAUCGGGGCGAAGAGUCUGUCAGUCCUCCGCUCUAUGAUGUAUUCUGGAGAGCUGAAAUUUGAGAAGAGAACCAUGUCUGCCCAGGUGGAGGGCGGAGUUCACGGACUUCACUCCUACGAGAAGCGGCUUUACUGAACGCGGCCUGCAGAUCAGCGGCACACCUGACACACCCAAAUGUAACUGACCAAACGUUUAUCUGCCACUUCCGGUAAAGUACACACCUCGCAACUUUGCCCUGCAUCGAUUCCCUCGCCAGCCCCUGUGAUCGCAGCCAGGCACUUCAGGGAGGGGAAGCGGCAUCGUAGCAGCAAAGCGAGGAUCCAGUGACACUCUGCCAACACCUGGGAUUUUGUACUCGAGGAGCGGCACAUCAGGGUUUUUGGGACGACUUGCACACGACUAACUAGAUUCUGUAAAACGCCGCAGAUUCUAACGUGUGUGUGUGUCGGUAGUGAGAGAUCGAAAUGUUUAUAAUACUGUUUAAAUGAUGUAUUAGGACAAAACAAGUGAAAUUAUGUUGUUCUUGCGUUUGUGACUGUAAUAUGGCCAUAAUGCAAAACCAGUUAGCUUUUUUUUAUUAUUAUUAUUCUUUUUGGGAUCCACACUGACCAGCACGUUUCCUGCCAGAAGCCUCACACAUCCCAGUCCUUAAACACACUAAUAUGUACGUGGAGAAGAUGAAACACCUGGUCCGUGUAGUUCUUCAGUGUCAUGUCGCAUUUUAAGUCAUGACAGGUCUGUAGCUUGUUACAUUUCAGCACUCGCUGUUUUCUUUGUGUUACCGACUAUGUGGUACGAAAUAAUAAUCGUGCUGAUUAUCAUGCAUUCUCUGCUGUCUCCUGCAGUCCGUGGUGGCCGUGACCGUUGUUGCUAUUCAUUUACCCUUCAAAGACACCUCCAGCCAAAUAAGCAGUGUCCCCAUCUCAGUGCAAAGUGUUCACAUGUUGAUCUCAUGGAAGGGACCAAAAGCUGAAGAUCAGGUACCUUUUUAAAGGGGAAAAAAAAAAAGAAAGAAAUGGUGAUCAUUGCUCUGCCCUGAAUUUGAAGACUUUUGGUUUUAAAAAAGAAAAAGCUUUAUAUCGAACCUGUAUAGUCUUUGGGGGCUUUGAAACGAGCAUGAAGGGUUUUUGAUAUGCAUGUUGUUUUUCACCGAGCCGCGACACGGCUUUAUUUAUACUCUAUCCUGUUUGCAUACGUAUUGCCAAAUGUAAUGAGCUUCUCUUAACCUCCUUUUUUGUUGUUUUAAUGUCAAAAACCAAAAUGGGUGGAACAGGUAGCGUGUGUUCCUCUUGCGCUCUGUGUGGCGUAAGUUCUUCUUUAUAUUUUUGUUUACCUGAUACACGUAUGCCUUGAAAUGGAAGAAUUUAGGCCACACACGACAGCUCGGUCCUCAAACCACAUUGAAAUGUAGAACCCGUCUAACAACCCAUUUUCUUACUGUAGAACACCCCCCC